Molecule: messenger RNA, 793 nt
Organism: Amphimedon queenslandica
Lineage: Eukaryota; Metazoa; Porifera; Demospongiae; Haplosclerida; Niphatidae
Product: serine carboxypeptidase S10 family member 1-like
Exons: 1
Biological process (GO): proteolysis
Molecular function (GO): serine-type carboxypeptidase activity
Source: RefSeq, a predicted model, not a curated record
GUAGUACGUACCGUGUCACGAGUAAUCAAGCAUGGCUGUUCUUUUAGCAUUUGCUGCCUUUCUCCUUUUCUCUUCUUCUCCAGCACUGAGCUAUACAUGGCCUGAUAACGUCACCCAGUACAGUGGGUACAUGGAUCUUACCGAGCAACACGGGGUUGCCUAUUUCUACUGGUUCUUUGAAAGUCGUAGCGAUCCGUCCAACGAUCCUCUUGUCCUUUGGUUGACUGGUGGCCCUGGCUGCUCCAGCCUCCUUGCUCUCUUUGGUGAGAACGGCCCCUUCCUUCUAAACACGACGGAUACCCCGGCUUACAAUCCUUACUCCUGGAACAGCUUUGCUAAUCUCCUCUACGUGGAUCAACCCGCCGGUACUGGUUUCUCUUUUAUCACUGAUAAAGCUAAACACGACACCAACGAGGGUGAGAUUGCUGGGGCAUUGUGGAACUUUAUCGUAAUGUUCUAUGAGAAAUACCCAAAGUACUCGGAACAUGACCUUUACAUCAUUGGUGAGAGCUAUGCUGGUCAUUAUGUUCCAGCAAUUGGUAGGUACAUAUCAAAACUUGACAUUGCAUAUGCCACUAAUCUUAAGGGGAUUGCUAUCGGUAAUGGAUGGGUCGAUCCACUCAUUCAGUAUGGACAAUAUGCUCCUUAUGCUUAUGCAAAUGGCCUCAUUGAUAAAGCUGUACUUGAUACAGCUGCUGGAAUGUAUGAUGUCUGCAAAGAGUUGAUCAAGUCCGGAGUGUGGCCAGUAGCAUUUGAGGAGUGUCAGUUGAUAGAAACUUUAGUCCUUACAGCU